AAUUUAGUCAAAUCAUCAUCCAUCAUCUCAACUUCAUCCCCCAUCUCAACACUCUGUCAUCAUCACCCUCAACAACAACCAACAAAAACCAACAACAACAACCAACAACAACAACAUAAAAACAACAUAAAAACAGCAACAACAACAUGUCUAACUCCAACUCAGAUAAACCACUGAUCGAUUCACCAACGAUGGCAGAAUACAACCACAUCAUCAAGAACUCAAGAACCAACUCAAACCAACAACAACAACAACAGCAACAACGAAAACCAACUAACCUACAACUACAACCAUCCACAUCAAACUCAACCCCACUCAGCCCUUAUCAACCGACAGAUCGAUCCUAGUAGGACUAGCAGAACUCACAUACCCAAGAUGGACUAACAGAUCAAACCAAACAACUACAACAACCACCACAAUCUACCAAUAUCACCACUCGACAAUCACGAAAUUAACUGGGGAGAGGAACAUCCUCAAGGGCUACACGGUAGGAGCAUACCUCCUCAACCAGCGAUCCACUUCAAACCACCACCAACAACGAUCAUAACCCAGCCGAGCUGGCCAACCCUCUCACCAGCCCAACCCUCAAUCACAUCCAACAUCUCUCCCGUCUGCGCGUCCUCAACCCAAACAACGAACAACAGCAACAACAACAACCAUCAUCAUCUGCCUCACCCUGCUCAUCAUCCUCCCCAGCCUCAUCCCAUGAACUCAACCAACCCAACAGAUCUUCCAGAAAACUCUCAGUGAUGAAAUCAAUCGAAUCCCUCAAGGACUUCAAAUCCUCUAUGAAUAUAUUCAAAGGCGCCGCUGGGAAAAAGCAACACGAUCGAAUGCCGAGCGAGUCUUCAUGCCCUCAAUCCAAUCAGCCUCAUCAUGAUCCAGACAAACACCCUCGUCAUCAACCCAGCAAACCCGAGCCUAUCCAUCAUCAUCAACAACAACAACAACAUCAUCAUCAUCAUCAUCAUCAUCACACUCAAAGUAACAUCGCCAGUUCCAACAAACCUACCCAAUCUAACCCACUCUCAUCCUUCUCACAUCACUCCUCACCCUCAACGAUCGCCCAUUCCAUUCUGAGAUCCGCUUCGUCUGGCUUGGUUUCUACGGACCUAGAAGACAUGGAUAUCCAACAGGUGGCCGCCCAGAACGAUGACACAGCCGAAGCCUUACGCAAGCUCGACGGUCUAUCAUCACCACGAGCCACCAGGCACUCUCUCAAAGACCCUAAUCUAUCAAAUCCCCACCACAACCGUCCUACUUCUACCGGCCCUCGUCGUCGUUCCAUCACCAGCCGUUCCAACUCUCGUCCCAGCUCACCAUCAGCCGCGAGUGUCAAGGAUCGAAGUGCCCCCAAGGAUCGAUCAAAACUCACCCAAGAUCCACCUUCUACAACCUCCCUCAAGAAAACACGUACUCGGAGUAUCGCCAGUAGCAAGGACUCGCCAGUCACCUUCACCGACGAUUCCUACGUCCUUCAGUCAGAUCAUCCUAUCUCACCCUCCAUCCAACGUUCAACUUUCCAAUCCUCAAACACGGCUACCACCACCACCGCCGCCACCACUCAUUCUCCCUCCCAUCUCGCUCACCACCAAUCACUCACUUCUGCUCAUCAUCCCACUAAAACCGUCGAUGGGCUAUCAUCAGCUUCGAGUAGUCCUCGUCAAGUUUUUCACUCGAUUGCUCCCAAAGGACCACAUACCAAACCCACCACCCAAGCUGAAUUGGACGGCAACAGCUCCUCUCCGAAGAUCGCUCUCUCAUCGGCCAGCUCUCCUGCCAUCCAAUCUAACUGGAAACGCGGUUCGUCAUCCUCGACUAGCUAUACUACAGGUGCUACCACCACCACCGCCGAGUCAAGAGAGAGCACCCUUGCUACCUCAGUCUCUUCCCCGUCUUUCCCCCCUCAUCAUCACCAACAACAACAUCAUCAUCGUCACUCGCAGUCUAACACUACUGUCCCCAGUCGCUCCUCUCCCACCAAGAGUCGUAGCAGUGUUGGAAGCGAAGCUAGUUCGGUUUAUAGCAACAAUUGUCCUGGAGCCGACACAGGCCGUCAUUUGGAACGUUCCAAUUCAUCCAAUCUCACCACCGAUACUGGCGAGAAGAUUAGCAGCAUCCCACCCGUGCCACCUCUACCCAAAGAUUAUGAAACCUUCAAGGCCCAACCUCAAAGCCGGCGUCCAUCUCAUUCAUCAAUCCAACUGACAAACAACACGCGAACUAACAACCCUCAAACAGACUCUCUUCAUCUUCCCCAUAAACUCUUACCCCCCGAAGGAGCUUCACACGAUCAGCGCGAACCAUUCAGUCCCUCCGUUGCUACCAUCGACUCACAACUCUCAGUCAACACUCCUUCGAGUGGCGCUUCAGCCACCUCAAGAUUUCUACACUCACUCACCUCUCAGAAGAGUCCGGAGGAUCACAUUGGCUCGAACCUACCCAGCUCACACCCCUCCAAUCUGAAGCAGAAUAAGAAAUGGAGCCUAUCUGCCGCCUUGGGAAUGAACAAAACCGGACACUCGAGUAGAGAUAGUGUCCAUGACGAUCAUCAUCCGAUCGCUCACCCAGUCCUCUCGCCUGCCAAUUCUCACCACCAACUCUGUGAAUCCAGAGAAGCCGUAGGCGGUUUAGCAACUCACACGAAGCGCGGUUCAUGGCUUACUGGAACUCAUCACCCUGCCCCUGAAUCUCUACAUUCAAGCGCUCACAACCAAUCAAAUCGCCCCGAGUCAUCCUUUCACCCCUCCGGCCAGACCGACGCAAGUCGAAAUCGUAAGGAGAGUGGUAGUAGUAUUCUGACCACUGAUACUACUACUACUACCGCUGGUUUCGCUGUACCAGCACUCAAACCAUCUAUUGGCAGUGGCCUCAGCUCCCGUCGCACGCCAUCUGGCAUUCCCUUCUUCUCGCGCAAGACGUCUGGGAACCAGUCGGUCAAUCUCUCCGACAAAUCAACCACCAAUCUGACAGAAUCGACCAUCAGUCACGAUAGCUCGAAUGGUGGAUUGAAGAACAACAAGGCGACCAAAGCACUUGAGAAGACUCAAAAUGAGGGCGAAGUUCAGGGUCGGAGAUCGAUGAUGUCAUUGAACGUAUUCAUCAGGAAUAGCGUCCAUCGGCGACCCACCCUAUCGAGCUCAAAGAUUUCUCCAUCAUCUGUUUCUCAUCCAAUCUCCUCUCCAAACGAGACCGCCGUCGGCUCGAAAUCUGUCUCCAGCCGACAUUCAUUAAAAUCCAUGCCGGCCAAGUCCUCACCAAUUAGGGAAACUCAUGCCCCCCAAAGCGCCCCCAAGAAGCUCUCGAUCAGUAUUCUCAACGGUGUCAAUAGCGAGACCCCCGAGUCUCAUCUCAACGAAGCCACUUCACCAAAGAAAUCCACUCUAGGCUCGAAGGCCUCAAACCUGAUUGGUAGGAUAAGGGGAAAAGAGAAAGUCGCAGUACCACCACCACUACCACCUUUACAAAUGUCGGCCAUUCAUUCCACUACCACCAACCGAGUUGCCUCGAUUACCUCUCCCAACAAUAGCUUCUCAUCGACAGCCUCGAAGCGGCGUAGUAUUGAUUAUCCUACAUCCUCCUCUUUGUCCUCCCGAGCCCCGAGAGUACGUACCCUGAAAGAGUCCACGUCCUCUCUCAGAAAAGGACUACCGACGAUCGAUGCCUCGCCAUUGAGGAUGGAGGAGGAGCUAAGUGACGACGGAUCGAAAUCAGUGAUCAACCAGCAGACUGCACCAGUCCGACAGCAAGUUAGUAAAGAGAAUAUCAAUGAUCGCCAUGAUCAUCCGAUUGAGAAGCCACCCGUUUCUCCCAAUUCUUAUCGACCUCAAUCUAAUGCUUCCAUUUCUUUGACUCCUACCAAAAUUCCUCGCGCCGUCUUUCGCCCUCAGAAAAAUGCAAUGAGUCCUGCGCCGAAGAUUCAAUCUGACGAUUAUUAUCAAGCUUCGAAUACCGAUUCCUUGGGGAGUCCCAAACGCAGAGAACAGGUCCCGGCGUCUAAUUCAGAGAAUCAAGAGCAUUCCAAUGAUUUUGGUGUCUUGACUGGUCAUCAACCGGUCACUCUCAACAGCAAACGCGCCUCGGGGAUCCAAGGAUCUUUAAUACCCAGAUCACGCUCGGGAGCAUCAAAUGCAAGUAAAACGCUCAACCGACUAUCCAAUAACGAUCUGAAGGCCGAAUCGAACUCUUCACCAACCAAACCAUCGAUGAUGAGUCAAGCAAAUACUCAUAAUAAUGAGCCCGAUUCAGCAAAUGAAGAUUUUGCGAAUGCUCAACAGGAUACAUCAGCUGCAGCCAGGCUAGCCGCCGCAAGGAGAACGGUGGCCAAGUCACAAGAAGUACAGGCGGCCAGGGCAGCCUCGAGAAGACUCUCGACGACUCAUGCCUCAGUACUCGGAGAUCAAUCGACCGUUUCAGAGUUUGGGACAUCGGCCUCCAGCGGGGUGGUGCCCUCCUCCCGUUCUUCAAGAACGAUUGCUAGCAAGCUCACCAUCCCAUCGCGAAUGUCUCGCUCGUCUACGACCCCUUCGAUGCUCAGUGCUUCCGAAGCCGUCGGACAUAGUUCGCGCUCCUCACCGGGACACGGUCUCAGGGUACGAACGACGGAUUCGAAGGGGAACAUGAGUCCGACGAUUGGCGAGGAGGAAACCAAGGGAGAUGAAGAGAUGGCCCAAUAUGUGGCUCGACAGCGGAGCAAGAAGUUGAUGAGCGGGAUGACCCCAGCCGAAGUUGCCAAACUGUUCGAAUUCCCCAAGCCGAACGAGCCUACCCAACCGAUGACGACCCAAGAGGCCUUAAGGUUAUAUAAGAACUAUCUCUCGGACUACGAGAAAGGCGAGAUCUUAGGCUAUGAGAAGAUAUAUUACGUCGGCUCGGAGAGUGCCAAGAAGAUGGCCAGCGAGGACAAGCCAGCGCAGAACUACGGCUACGACGACGAGCGCGGUGACUACCAGAUCGUCAAGAACGACCAUCUCAUCUACCGCUACGAGAUCGUCGACGUCCUCGGCAAAGGCUCCUUCGGACAGGUCUUGCAGUGUCGAGAUCAUCGUACUGGCGAAAUGGUUGCCAUCAAAAUCAUUCGUAAUAAACGCAGAUUUCAUCAUCAAGCCUUGGUUGAAAUCAGAGUGCUUGAGAACUUAUUAAGCUGGGACCCAGAAGAUAAACAUUGCGUAUUGAAGAUGACCGAUCACUUCACGUUCCGAGGCCACUUAUGCAUUGUGAACGAGUUGUUGAGCAUCAAUCUCUACGAGCUCAUCCGGAAUAAUUCCUUCAACGGCUUCUCGACUACCCUCAUCCGUCGCUUCACCAUCCAGAUCCUCACCUCUCUCUCCCUACUUAGACACCAUCGUGUCGUCCAUUGUGAUCUCAAACCAGAGAAUAUUCUGCUCAAACAUCCUCAGAAAUCGGCUAUCAAAACUAUCGACUUUGGUUCCUCUUGUUUCGAGAAUGAGAAAGUUUAUACUUAUAUUCAGAGUCGUUUUUAUCGCUCUCCUGAUCCUGGAGAGACAGAAUCAGAGCAGUUGGCAUGUAUAAUGGAAGUCUUGGGGAUGCCGGAUAAAUAUCUAGUCGACCGAAGUUCGCGACGGAAGUUAUUUUUUGACUCGACUGGCACGCCGCGGCCGGUGGUGAACUCGAAGGGGCGCCGUCGCCGUGUGGGCUCGAAGACGUUGCAGUCGGUGCUCAAGACGGAUGACGAGUUGUUUGUGGACUUUAUUGCCAAGUGUCUGGCGUGGGACCCGGAACGGCGGCUGAAGCCGGACCCGGCGAUGCGCCAUCCUUGGAUCCUUGCCGGCCGGGCUCGGCCCGCGGUCGCCCAGCUCUCGGCGAGUAUCAGUAACCUCCAGCAGCAACAACAACAACAACAUACUAGUGGUAGCUUGACCUCGUCCAGCUCGGUCAACUCCUCGUCUGCCAGACUCGCCCAUGGAAGAUUCAACUCCGGCUCCGGCUCCAUCCACAUCUCUUCGCCCCGUCGCAAACAAGUCCAUCUGGCCUCCUCGACCAGCUCUUCUGCUCACACCGGCUCGAACGGACCUUCUGCUCCUACAAUCUCCCAGCUCCCUCACCUCUCUGCUGCCAACUCUGGAUCAAGCUCUAGUACUACUACGACGACGACUACUAUCGGGCCGGGUAGAAAUAGUGUAGGAUAUCGGAACAGGACGCAAUCUUCAUCAACCAGACAAUCGCUUAAAACUCUCCACAGCCAUCAACAAAAUCAUCAUCAUCAUCAUCAGCCUUCUUCCUCAAUCAUCCAUCCAUCCUCCUCUGCUUCCUCCUCUACUACUACGACCACCUCUUCGAAUCAUCAUCUUAAUCUUACCGGGAAUGGAAAACUUAAUCCUGCUGCUUCUUCGUCUAAUAGUAGUAGUACUACUACUACUGCUGCUGCUGCUGCUUUGAAUUCGAAUUCGAAUUCGAAUUCAAACUCCAGCUCUAGCUCUGCUCGCGUCGGCCAUCCUCAUUCAUUGGCCCGUCAAUCUUUACCCGUCAGAGCUGGACCUUGAUCCUCUUUUUUUUCUCUCCUCUCUUACAAUCUCUUUCUCUCUCUCUUUUAUGUGUGUGUGUGUGUGGCUGUCUUGGUUAUUUGUGGUUUCAUUUAUCUUUCUCUUUCUCUGUUCCCCCCCCCCCAUCUCUUUGUCUCUGUUAGUGUUAGUGACAGUCAAUUGAUUUCAAUCAUUUUUUUUUUUGUUUUUGAAUCUCUCUCUUUCUCUUUCUCACUGUUUCUUACGCCUCCAAAGACCCAUCGAUUUAAUUUAUUUUAUUUAUACGACCCCGUUCGAGUUCUUUCUUCACCAUCAUCAUCAUCUUCUUCUUAAUCAUCAGAGAUAGUUGCUUCCUUUCUGAGAGCGCCAUUUCGUAUGACCUAUAACUAUAACUCUAUACACAUAUACUUUUCUCUCUCUCUCUCGUUUCAGUCGGCCAGUUAUUUAUCUAUAUUUAUCGUACACUCAUCCGCUCACUCGUCUCUUUUACAUCCAUAUCUAUCCCUCCAUAUUCGAGCCAGUCUGUCCUUUUUUCUUCUUAUCAUCUACUUCUUACAUGAUUAUAUAGACUUUGUUUUGUUUUGGUAUUGGUUUGGUUUUUGGAGUUUGAAGUUUGGAGUUGGGAGUUUGGAGGUUGGAGUUUGGAGG
Puccinia graminis f. sp. tritici CRL 75-36-700-3 is the source of this 7130-nucleotide messenger RNA. Its product is annotated as CMGC/DYRK/DYRK2 protein kinase. Gene Ontology annotation, biological process: peptidyl-threonine phosphorylation; peptidyl-serine phosphorylation. Gene Ontology annotation, molecular function: protein serine/threonine/tyrosine kinase activity; protein serine/threonine kinase activity; ATP binding. The coding region runs from base 750 to 6503 and encodes 1917 amino acids. The transcript is spliced from 6 exons. The record is from RefSeq and is a predicted model, not a curated record. NCBI's taxonomy places the organism in Eukaryota, Fungi, Basidiomycota, Pucciniomycetes, Pucciniales, Pucciniaceae.